This is a messenger RNA of Homarus americanus (American lobster), 3764 nucleotides long. It is a transcript of the gene Cul5, whose product is annotated as cullin-5-like. NCBI's taxonomy places the organism in Eukaryota, Metazoa, Arthropoda, Malacostraca, Decapoda, Nephropidae. Gene Ontology annotation, cellular component: SCF ubiquitin ligase complex; Cul5-RING ubiquitin ligase complex. Gene Ontology annotation, biological process: protein ubiquitination; SCF-dependent proteasomal ubiquitin-dependent protein catabolic process. The record is from RefSeq and is a predicted model, not a curated record. Gene Ontology annotation, molecular function: ubiquitin protein ligase binding.
GACACAAGAUAUUUUGUUGUUGUAUGCAUGAACAGUUAAAUAUUGAGUAUUUAGUGAGAUUUUAGUAAUUUAUUGCCGAGAUAAGGAGUAAUAGGGGCGACAGUGGCAUGUCAUGGUUUGUUUACAUCUCUAUAUGACUUUGUCACCGAGCUGGGCUGCCAUCCAAGAAUUUCUCUUUGUUGUUCUGAGUCGCACAUGAUGUCGUAUUUAAUGGCGUAGUUAAGGUUUGGCUGUGAUGGAAGACGCAGUGAAUCUAGCGUCCCUCAGAGCAAGGCAGUGUGGGAAGUGAGGGAUAACGUGUGAUUAACACCACUACCCCAAGCUAUGGGGUCAAUUUGGCAGGACAAAGGAACCGUCACCUUUGAGGAGAAAUGGCCGGCGAUGCGACCGACCGUGUUGAAGCUGCUGAGGCAGGAGUGUGUGAGUCGUGCCGAGUGGCAAGACUUAUUUUGGGCUGUCCACAAAGUCUGUCUGUGGGAUGAGAAAGGCCCUCCAAAGGUUCAGAAGGCACUACAAGAUGACAUACUUGACUUCAUCACACAUGCUCAGGCGCGUGUACUGGACCAGCAUGAGGAUCAGGCACUCCUGAAAGCAUAUAUUAGUGAGUGGCGAAAGUUCUUUCAACAGUGCAACUACCUUCCGCUACCUUUCAAUCAACUAGAGUCUGCGUUAGCGGGCAAGACUACUACCUCAGUCUCCAAGAAGGUCCAAAAUGAUGACUCAAUAGUUAGAAAGUUAAUGCUGGAUAGUUGGAAUGCAAGCAUCUUCAGCAACAUUAAGCAACGGUUACAAGACUCGGCCAUGAAACUGGUUCAUGCUGAGAGGAAUGGAGAAGCGUUUGACUCUCAAUUAGUCAUUGGUGUCAGAGAGUCUUAUGUAAACCUUUGUUCCAAUUCUGGCGAUAAAUUGCAAAUUUAUAGAGAAAAUUUUGAAAAGGCAUAUAUAGAAGCAACUAAAUCAUUUUAUCGAGUCAAAGCGCCACAGUACCUAGAGGCCAAUGGUGUACAAAACUACAUGAAAUAUGCAGAGCUUAAGUUGAGAGAAGAAGAACAACGAGGAGACAAAUACUUAGAGUCAUUUAGUGGAUCAUUACAGAAUCUAAACGAAUGUUGUGUUGAAGUGUUGGUGACGACUUUCCGUGACACCAUCUUGGCAGAGUGUUCACAGAUGAUCAAGAACAAUGAGACAGAUAAAUUGCAGCUUAUGUUCAAGUUAAUGGAUCGUGUACCAGAUGGAAUACAGCCUAUGCUGAAUGCACUAGAGGAACACAUCGUUUCAGCUGGCCUGGCAGACAUGGUGGCAGCUGCAGACACUAUAACACAAGAUUCAGAACAAUAUGUAGAAAAACUUCUAGACCUGUUUCAACGAUUUAGUAAAUUGGUAACAGAGGCAUUUAAUGAAGACCCUCGGUUCCUCACUGCAAGAGACAAGGCUUAUAAAGAGGUUGUCAACGACGCAGUCUUCAAAUUAGAGUUGCCAAGUAAAACAAAAGGGAUUGGCAACAAGACCCAACCUGAAUCUAAAUGUCCAGAACUGCUUGCAAACUACUGUGAUAUGCUGCUCAGAAAGACUCCACUUAGCAAAAAGCUUACUGCAGAUGAGAUUGAGAGCAAAUUAAAAGAUGUGUUGCUGGUGCUAAAGUAUGUGAGCAACAAGGAUGUCUUCAUGCGGUACCACAAGGCGCAUCUUACGCGCCGUCUCAUCCUCGACACCUCAGCUGACUCAGAGAAAGAGGAGAAUAUGGUAGAAUGGUUGCGAGAGGUGGGCAUGCCUGCAGACUAUGUCAAUAAGCUGGCAAGAAUGUUUCAAGAUAUUAAAGUGUCCGAAGAUCUCAAUCAGCAGUUUAAGGAAACCAUUAGAACUACUACCAAGUCUAGUGUAGCAGAUAAUCUUAACAUAAAAAUAUUGAAUGCGGGAGCAUGGGCGAGAGGUAGUGAUCGAGUAGCAGUCAGCUUACCCAUGGAGCUGGAGGACUUCAUCCCAGAGGUUGAAGACUUCUAUCGAAAGAAACACUCAGGCCGUAAACUUCAGUGGCAUCAUCACAUGUCCAAUGGCACAAUCACAUUCUCUAACAACAUGGGAAGAUUUGACUUGGAUGUCACCACUUUUCAAAUGGCUGUCAUGUUUGCAUGGAAUCAGAGGACGCACGACAAGAUUUCUUUCGAUAAUCUUCGUCUUGCCACUGAGCUGCCCGAUCCUGAGUUGCGACGGACAUUAUGGUCGUUGGUAGCAUUCCCCAAGAUGAAGCGGCAGGUACUCAGUAUGUCUGGGGAGGUGACAUCUCCGAAGGACUUCACUGAGAACACCCUCUUCUGGGUUAACCAGGAAUUUGCCCCUAUUAAGAAUGGAAAGCCUCAAAAACGGGGAAAAGUCAACCUUAUUGGGCGACUUCAACUGAGCACGGAGAAGAGUAAAGAGGAGGACAAUGAGGGUAUUGUGCAAUUGAGAAUACUUCGUACUCAGGAAGCCAUUGUGAAGAUACUGAAGAUGAGGAAGAGAAUCUCUAAUGCACAGCUUCAGACAGAGCUGGUGGAGAUGCUCAAGAAUAUGUUCCUUCCCAGUAAGAAAUUAAUUAAAGAGCAGCUUGAAUGGCUCAUCGAACACAAGUACAUGAAACGUGAUGAUGAUAAUAUUAACAUAUUCAUAUACAUGGCCUAGUUGCAAAAUAUUGGGCUGCAACAGAGGAAAACCGUCUGCGCGUGCAACCUCCUGGCACUUUGUGCAACUGUACAUAUAUGGAGUCUCUUGUGGCCAAGUGGUUGUUGCAAUGGCUGCUGCCUGCUUACUGUCUGGUGGCUGUUACUGUAUAAAUAAUAGUGUAAGAUUCUUCACUCCGUAUUGGCCAGAUAGUUAAAUGUUUCUUCUGUCAAGCAAGCAGCCAGUGGUGAGGUUAAUGGGUGUGUUGGGGCUUGUGCAGGCACAGGUCAGGUGCUCUGGACACUAUCAGAGACCAAGUUCACAUUUUUUUGCUAUUAGCUGUACUACUUACAGCUAGUCAACAAUUAUAAUGAACCUGUCUUGUGAAAGUUUAAAGAAGAUUUUAAAUAUUUCACUGCUGCUAAUAUCACAAUUUUAACCCCCACAAGCAGUGCAAGUUUUGAGUUCAAGAUCAGAAAGUUAAUGAUAUUUACAAUGGUAUUCCUAAAGAAAAUCAUGGAAAAUUUAGAAUUAACCAAACACACUUUUACAUAUACUGUACUGGUAAGAACAACUCUCAUGUCUCAGAAAAUUCUGCAUAAUUAAAAUGCUUUUACAUAGUCAUGGUAAGUCAUUCGGCCUAAAUGAUCCUGUCAGGUUAACUAAAAUAUGACUGAUUUUUUUCUUUCUUUUUUUUUUUUUUUUACUAUAACAUUCAGUUUCAGCUUGAAGGCAGGAAGAUUUUUCCUUUGGAGAUGCAGAUUGUAACUGUCAGUAGUAGUACUUAUUACUUUUAAUAGUUAACUUCAUUGAGUGAUUAUUUGAUGAACUACAAGCGCUCACACUAGUUUCUGAAGUCUCUCUAGAUGAGGAUCAUAAGACAUUUGGAUGGACAAGGGCAAGGGAGGGGCAUAAUAGCUCAAUCAAAAUGGCAGGCAGACGUAACUGAAAUCGCAGCUCUGGAUUUAUAUACAUGAUUGUUAAGCCCUCACUUGUACCAGAAGCAUUUUGUGGAACCUCAGGUAUCUCAUAGAGGUUAAUAAAAUGUUUAACACUUGUGAUACAUAUGAAUAUUAUUUGUAAAUAAAAAAUUAUCUUGUGAUAAUAUUAAAAGUACUAUUCCUGAA